AUGAGGCUGCUGUCUGUCCUGGUCGCCGCGACCAGCGUGGCCUCUGCUGCGGCCAUGCUGCAGGCACAGCUCUUCUACCAACCGGUCACGGCAUCCUCGAAACCAGUCGAGCUGGCGCAGAUAAGCUACGACCCGGCUACGCUGCGGUCCAAGGUCAUAUCCUACUCUUCUCCCGAGCCCUCUGGCCCUGACGCAGCCGACGAUCUAGUCCGCAUCGGCACAUCGCCCCAGUCGAGCAGCUGGGCCGGCGUCCUGGCCUCCCGCGCCCUCCUCCAGCCGUCUCCCUCGAGCAACUAUCCGCCGCCCACUUUGUACCUCUACCUUGAUCCCGAGGACCGUGUAUAUCAUGUUGGAGUCUCGGCUUCGUCACCGUUGGCAUCCACGGGCGGCGCGGGCAGCCAUCUGAACCAGGCCGGGAAGCCGUUGCAGAUAAAGGUGCAGCUUAUCCGCUCCCAACCUGCUGCUGUCCCGCAGUUGAACAAGCCCAUUGCCAGAAGGGCAGACGACGCAGAUGACGAGCAGGUGGAGGUUCCCUUGAUGAACUCGCUGCUCCAGAAGUGA
Molecule: messenger RNA, 561 nt
Organism: Trichophyton benhamiae CBS 112371
Lineage: Eukaryota; Fungi; Ascomycota; Eurotiomycetes; Onygenales; Arthrodermataceae
Exons: 1
Coding region: 1-561 (186 amino acids)
Source: RefSeq, a predicted model, not a curated record